AUGGAGCAGUUGGCACAGUUUGUAACAAAAUCCUUUGAGUUUAACUUAACUAACAACAGUGUUCACGCCUUGUUCAACUCGAUGACGGGCGCGCGAAUUAAAAAGCACACGGAAGUGAAAAACGCCAUAUUCAUAAAUUCCAUUUCAACUUCCGGCGGCAGUUAUGCCGAUACUUGUGCCAGUGGUGACGAGUCCGUGGAUAUAGACAUCACAGAUUUAUCCGUCUCCGAGAGCAAUACCAAUAUCGCCGCCGCAUCUAUUCCGGAGCCGCCGACGGAGGAGUCCCUCCCAGAGGUAGAAAGUGUGGAAACAUAUAGCCCAAGUCCCAAAAUUCGCAAGACAGUGGCGGUGACAGUGACAGAGCCAAAGCCCAAAAACUGGCUAAUAUCAGAUGAUUUGGAAGUGGAAUCGCCGCCGGAAGAAUCAAAAAUUUCAGCGAUAAUAGCGACGAAUGUAAUAGAGUCCACGGAUGACAGCAACACGCCAAAGUUGGCACCCGAUAAACCAGAGUUGUCAGAAAAGAGGAGCUGCUCCCCGGAGCUCGCGACAAGACUCCGAGAACACUGCGAGCACUUGGACUCAUCCUCGGUGGUGAACACCAAGCAGAGGCGAUCCCGGACCAACUUCACGCUGGACCAGCUCAACGAACUGGAGCGGCUGUUCGAGGAGACGCACUACCCCGAUGCCUUCAUGCGCGAGGAACUGAGUCAGAGAUUGGGCCUCAGCGAGGCCAGAGUGCAGGUUUGGUUUCAAAAUAGAAGAGCCAAGUGUAGAAAGCAUGAAAACCAAAUGCACAAAGGCUUUUUGGUGGGCAGCCGUAGUCCUCCCAUUGCAACUCCCUUGGAGCCCUGUCGCGUUGCGCCUUACGUCAGCCUGGCCGCACUCCGUAGCUCAUCAGUUCCGUCACAGCAUCCCACAAUUGCCACGAAUGCAAGCUCGCAAGGAUCUGGUAGUGCGACAACCGGAAAGGCCUCUAACGUGGAUGCUUCGUCGCACAGCACUCCAGCGAUAUCGCGUUCAGCUGUAAAGCAGUUUUCCAGCACAGUGGCAGCAGCGGCCGCCUUUUCAGCUUUCGAUCCAGCGAUUAUAUCCGUGGCAGCUCAUCAGUAUGCGGCGGCGAUAACCAAUGGAACGGUGCCAGCUGGGCUCUUUUCUGUGCCACAAUACUCUAUAAAUCUGGCCGCCUUUGCCGCUGCUCACAGCAAGAGUUCGAGCAUAGCAGACCUCAGGAUGAAGGCCAAAAAGCACUCGGAAUCCUUGGGACUGCAGGCCGACAUGGUUCUUUAGUAAGCUCACACAGCU
Molecule: messenger RNA, 1302 nt
Organism: Drosophila serrata
Lineage: Eukaryota; Metazoa; Arthropoda; Insecta; Diptera; Drosophilidae
Biological process (GO): regulation of transcription by RNA polymerase II
Cellular component (GO): nucleus
Molecular function (GO): DNA-binding transcription factor activity, RNA polymerase II-specific; sequence-specific double-stranded DNA binding
Source: RefSeq, a predicted model, not a curated record